Messenger RNA from Alternaria metachromatica, 501 nucleotides. RefSeq lists its product as uncharacterized. Lineage: Eukaryota; Fungi; Ascomycota; Dothideomycetes; Pleosporales; Pleosporaceae. The transcript is spliced from 2 exons. The record is from RefSeq and is a predicted model, not a curated record. Gene Ontology annotation, molecular function: monooxygenase activity; oxidoreductase activity, acting on paired donors, with incorporation or reduction of molecular oxygen; heme binding. The coding region runs from base 1 to 501 and encodes 166 amino acids.
AUGGCCUGUACCGGCUUCAAGCGUACAGCUCGGCAGAUGGCAAAGACCUUGAUACGCACGGCCGAAGAGCCCUAUGCUUUCGUGAAAUCGCAAAUGCGUGAUAAGAAAGCGAAGACAUCCUUCCUUUCUCAAGCCAUCGAAUCUCUCGGCUCAGACGCGUCUAUGGAGUACAUCAACAAAUGGUCCGCGGCAUCCAUGUACCUGGGCGGCGCGGACACCACCGUGUCAUCGUUAAUGACAUUCUUCCUGGCCAUGGCCGUCUUUCCGGAAGUUCAGAAGAAGGCGCAAGAGGAGCUGGACCGUGUGAUUGGCGGAGGGCGACUACCCAUUACUAGCGAUAAAGCAAGUUUGCCGUAUAUUGAGGCCGUGGUGAAAGAGACGCAUCGAUGGCAUCCUGUGGGGCCCAUGUCAAUACCCCAUUCCUGCACGCAAGAGGAUAGCAUCAAUGGGUAUAGAAUACCGAAAGGAGCAAUGAUACUACCUAACAACUGGUACGUAUGA